Messenger RNA from Hydra vulgaris (swiftwater hydra), 1566 nucleotides. Its product is annotated as G protein-coupled receptor 137Ba. The record is from RefSeq and is a predicted model, not a curated record. Gene Ontology annotation, cellular component: lysosomal membrane. Gene Ontology annotation, biological process: positive regulation of TORC1 signaling. NCBI's taxonomy places the organism in Eukaryota, Metazoa, Cnidaria, Hydrozoa, Anthoathecata, Hydridae.
UUUUGCGAACUAGAUGCAAGAAUCAAAUAGAUAGCUAAUGUUAUAUUUUACAUAAACUUUCUCAAGAAUGCAAGGUUCAACCAUUGGGCCUGGCUUGUCAAUAAAAGUUCAUUUGAGUUUGACAAUAUUUUUCACUGUGCUUUAUGGAUUGGUAUUUUUUUUAAUUAUUACCCAGUUAUUGCAGAUACUAUAUUAUAAGCAUCGUCGCUUAUCUUACCAGACGUUUUUUUUGUUUACUUGUUUAAUCUGGGCUGGUUUGCGCACAACUUUAUUUUCAUUCUACUUUGAAGAUUUUGUCCAAUCAAAUACACUAAGCCCACUUUUUGAAUGGUUGUUGUUUGCACUGCCUAUUUACCUACAGUAUAACAUGUUAAGCAUUUUAGUUUUCUAUUUUUUACUGGUUGUUGUUAAAGUUAUGAGUCCAUCAAAGCUUAUUUUACUUCGGAAAAGAAUUGUUUUUGGUGUAGUUCUGUCAAAUAUCAUAUUUUUAGCUACAAAUAUCUCAUGUUCGGUUGUAUAUAGUUACAAUCCGUAUGCUCAUUAUCAGCAAAAAAUAACAUUAUUGCGUGUCUCUGUUGAUUAUUGUAUUUUUCUAUUUGCUGCUUUAGUGCUGUGUUACUGCAUUAUGAAGUUAACACGUCAAAGUUCUGCUAGAAUGUUGCUUGAAGGCCAGGGCAUCUCUUUUUGUCAAGCAAUAUCUGUUUGUAUUAUAAUUGCAUUGCUUUAUAUGUCAAGAGCUGUUUUCAAUAUACUUGCUAUAUUACCUGUAAGCUCAUCAAUCCCAGACUUUAACUAUGGAUGGAUAAAUGUUUCUGAUCAGGGAGAAGUUGGGUAUGAUGGUUCAGUUUUACACAAUACAAGUAGCUAUGCUUUCAUGUCAUUUGGGGUUGUUUUAAUUUUCUGGGAAUUGUUGCCAACAUUUGUGACUGUUUGGUUUUUUAGAGUUAGGAAGCCUGAUGGUGUAGCGCCUCCCUCUGCUACAAUAUCUGAAAGUUAUCACCAUGCUAAAUCUUAUUUUUUUGAUAACCCUAAUCGUUAUGAUUCUGAUGAUGAACUUUCUAUUGCAUAUACACCCCCUCGAUCAGGAAUGCCUGGAAGUUUGCCAGAUAUUCCCAACUUUGGCAGUUCAUCGCAUCUGGUUCGAAAUGCAAAUGAUAAGCUGCUUCCACGGAAAGGUAUCCACUCCUAUGGGUCUGUUCCAGCAUAUGAUAACUACACUGUUUCACGUGAAAAUGCAUCUAGUCCCAGUGUACACAGUCCAAUGAACCCAACGGUUGACAGUAAAAAUUUUCAUGGAAGCAAAUUGAAAAACUCUGUUAAAAGUUUUGGAAAUGUAUCACAAAAUGCUAGUUCUUUGGAGCAUAUGGGAAACGUUAUUGAAGAUUGAAUUUUCAGACAAUCAUAAAUUCAGUGUGAAUUGUUUUUAUAAGUUUAUUUUUUUUUUUUUAAUUUUAAGUUGUCUGCGUGUUGAUGUCUACGUGUUCUUUUUAUACCAUGUAAGUGUAAUUAUUAUUAAUCAACGAUUAAUUAUAUAAUGAUUGUUAAUCAAUGUGUAAAAUGAUUCAG